Trichoderma citrinoviride is the source of this 672-nucleotide messenger RNA. RefSeq lists its product as hypothetical. NCBI's taxonomy places the organism in Eukaryota, Fungi, Ascomycota, Sordariomycetes, Hypocreales, Hypocreaceae. The coding region runs from base 1 to 672 and encodes 223 amino acids. The transcript has 4 exons. The record is from RefSeq and is a predicted model, not a curated record.
AUGGUCUAUGCUUGGCAGCUGUGGCUUUCGCCUCGACCGCAGCGCUCGGUCAUCGCCUCCAGCUCGCACAUCUACUCCAACAACGACGCCGCGCUAUUCAAGUUCCUAAAGGAGGAGGAUGGCCGAUGGGUGGUGAGAGAAACCCACUUCAUCGAUAAUCCCUUGGUGAAGAACGGGCUGUCUGGCCCGCCACUGCACAUACAUUGGAAGCAAUCCGAGUAUUUCAAGGUUGAGAAAGGCAUCAUUGGGAUCCAUAAGGAUGGAAAGGAGAUCAGGGCUACAAAGGAUGACGGCGUAAUUGAAGUGCCAGCUGGAACGAGGCACAAGUUCUGGUCCCAUCCUUCCAACCAGGAGGACCUAGUCUUCAAGGUGUGGGCCGAGCCUCAAGGCUUGGACAACAGCUUUGACGAAAGAUUCAUCCGCAACCUCAUCGGGUACCAGAGGGACUGCCAAAUUGCGAAACUGGCCCCAUCGGUGUUCCAGCUCAUGCUGAUAUGCUAUGAUUGCGCAACUCUCGCCACACCACCAUUCUGGAUGCCUCUGUGGCUUCUUGGGUCGAUCCAGUAUAUCCUAGCCUACUGGGUUGGGGGCUACUUGUUAGGGUAUAAGCCCUCUUAUCCCGAAUAUUACAAGGGAUCAACGGAUAAGGAGGCAAUUCGCAAAAGGUCAUGA